AUGAUGAACGCACGAAAAAUGAGCCAGCCUGUCAAUAUUUUCAAGCCAAUUACAGUUGGCAAAAUGCAACUGAAGAACCGUUUGGCUCUUCCCCCUUUAACCCGCUCGCGCGCAACUGAGGACCAUGUGCCCACGCCAGUGAUGGCUGAAUACUACUCUCAGCGCUCGUCUGAGCCCGGAACCCUCAUUGUUGCCGAAGCUACCAUUAUCAAAGGUCAAGCUGGUGGCUAUCGUACUGUUCCUGGUAUUUGGACCAAGGAGCAGGUCGACGGCUGGAAGCCCGUCGUUGAUGCUAUUCACAAGAACAAAUCUUAUGUUUUUGUUCAGCUGUGGGCUUUGGGUCGUGCCGCAGUGCCCGAGUUCCUGGCUGUUGACGGAUUCGACUAUGUUGCUCCGUCGGCUGUCGCAAUCAAAGACAAGUUUUAUGCCGAUACUCACUUGACUCCUAACAAAGAACGCCCUGCUCCCCGCGCAUUGACCACCGCCGAGGUCAAAGAGUACGUGCAGUGGUACGCUCAAGCUGCUAAAAACGCUGUUGAAGCAGGUGCCGACGGCGUGGAGAUUCAUGGCGCGAACGGUUACCUUGUUGAUCAGUUCCUGCAUCCUAACACCAACACCCGCACUGAUGAGUACGGUGGAUCUAUCGAAAAUAGAGCCCGCUUCGCACUGGAGAUCAUCGACGCUAUCACCGAGGCUAUUGGUGCUGAGCGCCUCGCUAUCCGUCUGUCGCCCUGGGGUGGCUUUGGUGAUCUAGAGAUUGAUGUUAGCCCGAUCCCUCAAUGGAGUUACCUGGUUGCUGAACUCGAACGCCGGGCUCAGCAAGGUAAGCGUAUCGCGUAUAUUUCCACCAUGGAAGCUCGCUUCAUGCAGGAUGAGGCGUUGUUACCUGCCAUCGUUCCCGAAGAUGUCUAUACUUUGAAUGACUUCAUCGGCCAGAUCUGGAGCGGGCCUUGGAUGCGCAGCGGUAACGCCAUCCAUAGCCUUAAGCUGGCUGACAACGACGACCGCACACUUUUAGGUGUUGGACGACACUUCCUUGCCAAUCCGGACUUGCUGCAGCGAGUUGAGAAGAAUGCCGAGCUCAACCCUUACAACCGUGACACCUUCUACUGGAACUCCAAGGUAGAGGGCUUUGAGAAGCCUACUGGUUACACCGAUUACCCUUUCCUUAAUGGAUCUAAACUUUGA
Messenger RNA from Wickerhamiella sorbophila, 1188 nucleotides. Its product is annotated as NADPH dehydrogenase 1. The transcript has a single exon. Lineage: Eukaryota; Fungi; Ascomycota; Dipodascomycetes; Dipodascales; Trichomonascaceae. Gene Ontology annotation, molecular function: NADPH dehydrogenase activity; FMN binding. Bases 1 to 1188 code for a protein of 395 amino acids. The record is from RefSeq and is a predicted model, not a curated record.